Molecule: messenger RNA, 2040 nt
Organism: Sphenostylis stenocarpa
Lineage: Eukaryota; Viridiplantae; Streptophyta; Magnoliopsida; Fabales; Fabaceae
Source: the annotation of a GenBank genome assembly
AUGAAUCUGAGCAACGGAAAGGGAUCCGUGUCAACGGUUACUACGAGCGCGGUUAUGAAAUCCGGAGACGCCGUCUCCGACCAGUUUCCGGCGGGUCUCCGGGUUCUGGUGGUCGACGAUGAUCCCACGUGCCUCAUGAUUCUCGAAAAGAUGCUCCUCACGUGCCUCUACGAAGUUACUAAAUGCAAUCGGGCAGAGACUGCGCUUUCACUUUUAAGGGAGAACAAAAAUGGGUUUGACAUUGUUAUAAGCGAUGUGCAUAUGCCUGACAUGGAUGGAUUUAAACUUUUGGAGCACAUUGGGUUGGAGAUGGACCUUCCUGUUAUCAUGAUGUCUGCGGAUGAUGGUAAAAGUGUUGUUAUGAAGGGUGUGACUCACGGUGCUUGUGAUUACUUGAUUAAGCCUGUUCGCAUUGAGGCUUUGAAGAACAUAUGGCAGCAUGUGGUUCGGAAGAAGAAGAAUGAGUGGAAAGAUGCAGAGCAAUCCGGCAGUGCCGAAGAAGGAGAUCGCCAACCUAAGGCAUCUGAUGAAGCGGAUUACUCUUCCUCGGCUAAUGAAGGCAGUUGGAGAAACUCAAAGAAGAGAAGGGACGAGGAGGAGGAGGCAGAGGAUAGAGAUGACACAUCCACGUUAAAGAAGCCGCGGGUUGUUUGGUCUGUGGAGCUUCAUCAACAGUUUGUGGCUGCCGUGGAUCAACUGGGAAUUGACAAGGCUGUUCCUAAAAAAAUUCUGGAAUUGAUGAAUGUUCCUGGGCUCACUAGAGAAAAUGUUGCCAGCCACCUGCAGAAAUACAGGUUGUAUCUUCGAAGACUGAGCGGAGUUUCUCAGCACCAGAAUAAUUUGAACAAUUCCUUUCUCGGCCCCCAAGAGGCAACAUUUGGGACAAUUUCUUCAAUCAAUGGGAUUGAUCUUCAAACUCUUGCAGUUGCUGGCCAGCUCCCUGCUCAAAGUCUAGCUACACUUCAAGCAGCAGGACUUGGUAGGUCUACUACAAAAGCUGGUGUACCAAUGCCUCUCAUGGAUCAAAGAAACCUUUUCAGUUUUGAAAACCCAAGGUUAAGAUUUGGAGAAGGCCAACAACAGCAUUUAAGCAGUAGUAAACCAAUGAACUUAUUGCAUGGAAUCCCUACCAACAUGGAGCCAAAACAGCUUGCCAAUUUGCACCAGUCUUCCCAAUCCAUUGGCAGCUUGAAUAUGCGAGUCAAUGCUUCUGCUACACAAGGCAAUCCCUUAUUGAUGCAGAUGGCACAAUCCCAACCUAGAGGUCAGAUGCUAAGUGAAAAUACUGGUCCUCGUGUUCCCAGACUUCCAUCAUCUUUGGGGCAACCUACUGUAUCAAAUGGAAUUUCUAAUGGCCUUCUGGGCAGAAAUGGAAUUGCUGGUAAUAACAGAGGACCUGCAUAUAAUCCUGUUCCACCCAGGUCUUCGAUGAUGAGUUUUCCAAUGAAUCAAAGCUCGGAUGCAUCUGUCAACAAUAGUUUCCCUCUUGGCAGCACUCCAGGUAUAUCCAGUAUCACAACAAAAGGCUCAUUUCAAGAGGAAGUUACUUCUGGAAUUAAAGGAUCUGGUGGAUUUCCAAGUUAUGAUAUUUUUAAUGAACUGCACCAUCAAAAGUCCCAUGAAUGGGAGAUAACAAACCCAGGCCUGACAUACAAUGCCUCCCAUCAUGCAAAUCCUUUACAUGGUAACAUUGAUGUCGCACCAUCAGUUUUAGUGCAUCAAGGCUUUUCUUCUACCCAGCAGACUGGCCAAGGCAGAGAUGCUACUUUAAUUGGAAAAGCUAUGUUCUCCGUGGGAGAAGGCUUGGAACAAGACAACCUCCAAAAUGCUGGUCAAAACCUCAAUCCGCUUCUUGUGGACAAUUCAAUAAGGAUUAAGGCUGAAAGAAUUCCUGAUGCAAGCUCCCAGACUAACCUCUUCCCUGACCAUUAUGGGCAGGAGGAUCUGAUGAGUGCACUUCUAAAGCAGCAAGAAGGCAUGGGACCAGCUGAGAGUGAGUUUGAAUUUGAUGCAUAUUCUCUAGACAACAUCCCUGUUUAG